AUGGAGAAACUUAAUGCAUUGGGUUCGAGCUUACCGCCAGAGCAGCCACCCACAGACCAAGCAAUCGCUUCACUAAAUGCAGAUCUUUCUCAAGAGUUCAAAAUAGCCGCCAAUGCAGUAACGAAACUGUACAGGGUAGCCAACGAGAGAAAUUCUUUGUUGAAGCAUCAUGGAUAUCUUAACUGUUUGGACGAUAUGCUAAACUUCCUACAACAAAGUUCAGAUAUUACCGCAGAUGAUAUACAUUUUUGGUGCUUGAAGCAAAAAAAUGACAUAUUAUCUCACAAGGCACACAUCGGUUCAAACCCGAAACUUGAUUUUAAUUUUGAUAACAGCACUGAUAACUGCAGUUCAGAAAUGAGUGUUCCAAAAUUUACACUUUCCAGACCCCCAUUAAGUGUGGAGCAUCAUUAUAGUCAUGGACAUGGGAAAUCCAAGAAGUUGAGAUCAUCUACGGUCAAGAAACAACAAACACAGAUACUUCAGCAAAACCAACACGACACUUGGAAGCCCAUCGGCAAGUAUAUGUCACAAAGAACGGGUCCUGAAGAAUCGCAGACCGAGGAGCCCUUGAUAGGUAGCCCAAGAUCGUAUGUCGAUAGUUCAAGGGUAUCAUCAGCAACUAAAAAACAAAAAGCUUCGACUUCUCCACAGAACACGGUAAGAAGAAUAAAGAAAUGA
Molecule: messenger RNA, 681 nt
Organism: Zygotorulaspora mrakii
Lineage: Eukaryota; Fungi; Ascomycota; Saccharomycetes; Saccharomycetales; Saccharomycetaceae
Exons: 1
Coding region: 1-681 (226 amino acids)
Source: RefSeq, a predicted model, not a curated record